Penicillium canariense is the source of this 1104-nucleotide messenger RNA. It is a transcript of the gene rrp36, whose product is annotated as putative pre-rRNA processing protein. The record is from RefSeq and is a predicted model, not a curated record. Gene Ontology annotation, biological process: maturation of SSU-rRNA from tricistronic rRNA transcript (SSU-rRNA, 5.8S rRNA, LSU-rRNA). Bases 1 to 1104 code for a protein of 367 amino acids. The transcript has 2 exons. Lineage: Eukaryota; Fungi; Ascomycota; Eurotiomycetes; Eurotiales; Aspergillaceae. Gene Ontology annotation, cellular component: nucleolus; 90S preribosome.
AUGGCUAUUUCGGAUCUGUUGAACCGCCGUGUGGUGCGGGCACGCCAUGAUGAUGAGGAUGAAUUAAACUCGGACGAGUCCGGCAUGGGCGAAGAGCUGUCCCAGGACGAGGCCGAGCAGGACGGCGACUCUGAUGCCGAAGAUGUGCAAUCUGAUGAUUCGCAAAAAGCUGAAGAGUCAGAAGAUGACGAAGACACCGAAGGUGGCAACGAUAAUGCCUCCGAAGAAGCAUCCUCCGAGGAAGAAGACUCGGACCUGGGGAACGACGAUAUUCAAGCCUCUUUAAGCAACAUUUCCUUCGGCGCUCUGGCCAAAGCCCAAGCCACCAUGGGGCCGAAAAAGCGCAAAGAAAAAGCGAAUAAGUUGGCCACCGAAUCCGCCUCAACCGCCUCCCCACUCGACGACAUCCGCGCCCGGAUCCGCUCCGCCCGCGAGCAGACGCGCGAAGCAGCCGCCAAAUCCACCCCCGCUUCCAAGGAAGCCGCGAAGGAGAAGAAAGCGGCCCGCGCAUCCAAGCACGCGCCCAUGGUGCAAUCCUCCAAAUACGCCGUCACCCGCAGACGCACGGUCGUCGAGCCGCCCGCUGUCCCUAAGGCGCGUGACCCGCGCUUCGACGCUGCAGUCAUGGGCCACAGUGGUAAGGGACCUAAUGCACAGGCGGCAGAAAAGAACUACGCCUUCCUCGACGAGUAUCGCGCGUCGGAGCUGAAAGACCUGAAGAGGCAAAUGGCCAUGAUGAAGAACCCAGAGGCCAAGGAAGCGCUGAAGAAACAAAUCCGCUCGGCGACGGACCAGAAAAAGUCGCGGGAUAACCGCAAGCGCGAGGAGACCGUUAUCGCGGAGCACAAACAGCGCGAGAAGCAGGCCAUUCGUGAGGGUAAGAAGAGCACGCCGUACUACCUGAAGAAGUCGGAUUUGAAGAAGCAGGUCCUGCAGAAGAAGUAUGAGGAGAUGGGAUCGCGGGAUCGAACAAAGGCGCUGGAGAGGAGGAGGAAGAAGAUGGCUUCGAAGGAGAGGAAAGAGAUGCCUAUGGAGAGACGGGGGAUGGAGGGCAUGGGUGAUGAGCCUCCUGCGCGGGGUGGGAAGAGGAGGCGGCUUGAAUAG